ACGAGAGAGAGGGAGGGAGAAGAAAAGAAAAAUUGCGAGGGAGUUGAAACUUUUCACCCCUCAGAACCCAGUUUUCUUCCAGAGCUCAGGGCGGAACCGAACUCCAGAGCACGAUGAAGAUGCUGGCGCUGCUUCUCCUCAUCAUUGUUUUACACAGUCCCAUCUGUAUGUCUGUGACCGUGAGCACCAGGAAACCCAAAGUGGAGGUUCAUGAACACACCGAUGCUGUGCUGUCCUGUGAGUUUAGGACAGAAAAAGAUCAAAACCCUCGAAUUGAGUGGAAAAAGAAAGAAAAGGGGGUGACUUUUGUUUACUUUAAUCAAAAAUUUAUUGGAUCMUACGCAGGAAGAGCCAAGAUAGAGGGAGCGACCCUGACCAUCCACUCCGUCACUCAGAAAGACUCAGGAGAAUAUCGCUGUGAGGUGACCGCCAGCGAGGACCACAUCAACCUCGGAGAGGCAAYAGUAACUCUCAGCGUGCUCGUGCCUCCUCACGUCCCCUCCUGCGAGGUGCCAAGCUCCGUGUUUGUUGGAACAGGACUGGAGCUUCAGUGUAAAGACAAACUGAGUGUUCCUCCUGCCACCUACCGCUGGUACAAAGACAACAAGGCACUGACGACCACCGGAGACUCUCCCUACAGCAUGGAUGCAAACAAGGGCACGCUGAAGUUUAAAAGUGUUUCCAAAGCGGAUGCUGGGAUGUAUCGCUGUGAGUCCUCCAACAGUGUGGGCUCGCCCAAGAGCUGCGUGGCCCAACAGCUCAAAGUUGUAGAAUAUCCUUUGAAUAUGACCAUUUUAAUAGCAGCUGCUUCAGGAUUCGUUGCACUCACCCUUUUCUGCUGCAUCUGUGUUUGUAUCUGCCGCCGCCGAGGAUGCUGCAAGAAAAGCCAGAACACAAAAAGCUCCAAGUCCUACAACCCUCCACCGCCUCCUCCCCCUCCUCCUCCUGCCACCCACAACUUCAAGCACUACAAACAGACGCGGUCCUUCAUGAUCUGAGGGCGAGCAGGAACAGUUCACUCUCAGCACCCUGGAAAAGCUGCUUUUUGCACCAAACACAGAUGGACUGAGCAGGACAAGGCAGAGUCAUGGAGGACCUGAAAAAGACUUAACCUUGUUUCAUUUAUUCUGACGCGGCACGCUUAAAAGCACAACUUCAUCCCAGUUUGAAAUGCUAGAUAACAUUUCUUAUAAUCCCCUUCACCUUCUCUGUGUCUGAAUGCAUUCUGUGUGUAAAAAUGGUUUGGAAAUCCCUGUAAACGUCAUUUUUUUUUAUCUUUAGGCUUAAGCUGCCUAUAGGUUAGUGUUUUUAAGUAUCUGCAGCUAUUUUGCCAAAGUUGUACAUAAAACGUGUUUAAUACUAUGUAGAUUUUCUUGUUUGUUUUAUAUGAAGUUAUAUGCAUAUUUUAUAAACCUGUUUGGAUGUGACCUCAUGCUGUUUUUGCUUUGUAUAAACUUUAUUCUUGUAUACAGUACGUUUGGUCGAACAGGUGUCUGCACACACUGAAUGGUCCCUCAAACCUUUUUUUACUCAUAUUUUGACAAAUGUUUAACAUAAUAAAUCAAUAAAUAACUGAGGAAUGUG
Austrofundulus limnaeus is the source of this 1584-nucleotide messenger RNA. It is a transcript of the gene jam2b, whose product is annotated as junctional adhesion molecule 2b. The transcript is spliced from 10 exons. Gene Ontology annotation, cellular component: plasma membrane; tight junction; protein complex involved in cell adhesion. NCBI's taxonomy places the organism in Eukaryota, Metazoa, Chordata, Actinopteri, Cyprinodontiformes, Rivulidae. Gene Ontology annotation, biological process: leukocyte cell-cell adhesion. The record is from RefSeq and is a predicted model, not a curated record. Bases 114 to 998 code for a protein of 294 amino acids.